Molecule: messenger RNA, 5298 nt
Organism: Plasmodium gaboni
Lineage: Eukaryota; Apicomplexa; Aconoidasida; Haemosporida; Plasmodiidae
Exons: 1
Coding region: 1-5298 (1765 amino acids)
Source: RefSeq, a predicted model, not a curated record
AUGUCUAUCCUCCAAAAAAUAUACAGUAAUUAUAAAAAUGAAGAGAUCAAAAAAAAAAGUUGUGUCAUUGAUGACAAUCAUUCUUUUAAAUUAAAAAAUAAUUACAUAGAAAGUAAGGAUAGAUCUAUUAAUAAUUAUAAUCCUAAAAAUAUAUCCAAAAUAUUACACAGUGAUCCAGGUGAAACGUUUGAUAUUAUAGAAAAUGUAGAUUAUUUUGAAGAGGAGCAAGAAGACAAUGCAACACAAAAAUGGUUAAUUGAAUAUUCACCAAAUUAUUAUAUAUUUGAAAAUUCAAAUAUAGAAAAGAAAAAACAAGAAAAUAUAGAAGGAAUAAUAAAAGAAGAUAUAAAUAUAAUAAAUAACGAAUCUAUCAAUAAUUUAAAAAAGAACAAUGAAAAUAUUUAUCAAGAUAAUAAUCAAGGGAUUUCUAUAUCCAAAUUAUUUAUAACUUUAUUGUAUAAAAAGUAUUUUACAAAAAAACAAAAAUGUUAUUCUCUCCUAUUAAGGAUGAAGAAAAGGGGGGAAAAAAUGUAUGACAACGUGAAUAAAAAUCAAUAUAAAAAGUCAUUACAUUUUUUUUAUCAUUCAAAUGAUACACUUAAUAAAAUAAAUGAAAAGGAUGAAAAGAAUGACAAGGUGACAGGUGAUAUUUGUAAUGAAAAUAUAAAAGAAGAGAAUAAUCUCAUAAAUCAUCAAAAUAAUAAUGAUUAUUUUAAUAUUUAUGAAAAGAAAAUGGAUCAUUUUAAUACUAUAGUGGAAAAAAAAAGAAAAGAAAUGAAGAAAAAUAAAACAAAUCAUGAACAGAAUAAUGAGAAGUAUCAUAAGAAGAGUGACAAUAAUUAUCUUUUCAUUUUACCUAGACUUUUGUCGUAUUCCCAAUAUUAUAGGAAAAGAAAAAUUCUUAAAAAAAUCUACAAAUAUAUAAAAAUAUAUAAAAAUAAAAAAAAAAUUAAAUUAUCAAAAAAACAACGAAAUUGUAAUUUAUUUUCGCUUUUCCAAUUUAUGAAAGAAAGGAACAAGAAAAAAGAAAAAAAAAAAAAAAAUAUAUACAACAAUAAUAAAAUAAAAAAUAAUAAUAAUAAUAAAAUACAUGAUAAAUAUACAAAUCAAAAUAACAAUGCAGAUGAAAAACAAAAUGGUGUUAAUUUAAAUAUAUCACAUGAUAAUAUAAUUUCUGACAAACAGAUUGAUGAUAAUACGAAUUGUUUAGAAAAUUAUAUGCUUGAAAAUUUAUCCAUAGAUAAUUAUGAUUUGGAUUUUCAAUAUAUAAAAUCAAUAUUAAACAGUUGUAAUAUCAUAUUAAAUAAUAUAAACAAUAUAAAUACAUUAAAAGAAGAUAAUAGAAUUGAUAACAACGAUGUUGAUAAGGAUGUGCAAGAAAUGAGCAAUUCGUCCAAACAAAUUAAAAAUAACAAAAUUAUAGACCAUAUAAAAAAUGAUAAUAUAAAUGAUAAUAUAAAUGAUAAUAUAAAUGAUAAUUUUAUCACACAUAAAACAUGUAGAAACGUCACCAUAAAAUUAAAAAGAGAUAAAAAUAAUCCUAGACAACAUGUAUAUAUUAUUAAUAGAAAGGUUAAAUUAAAAAAAAAAAAAACGAUAAAUAUAAUAAAUAAAAUAAAGAAUUACAAUAAAACGGUUUAUACAAAUACAUAUAAAAUAAAUAAAAAUGCACCUAUCAAACCAUAUAAAAAUUACACCCAAAUUAAUGAUAAAUUUAUUACAUAUAUUAAUAAAUUUUAUAAUAAUAAUCAUAAAAAAAAAGGAAAAAAAAAAAUUGACCAUAUUUUACAACAUACAAACACAACACAUACACAACAUAUAAAAAAAUUUGCACAUAAAAAUUUAGAAUAUAUAAAUAUGGAAGAUAUGAAUAAAAGUCAUAAGAUGAUAAGUAUAAACACACAAGAUAAUAUAGAUAAUAAUUUAUUUGUUGAACAAAAUCAAGAUGAUACAUAUUCAAAUAAGGGCAAUCAAAAGGAAUAUAAAAGAAAUAAAGUAACAAAUUUUGAUAUUAAUCAAAAUAUGGAAUAUACAAAUAUUAAAUAUAAUAAUAAUAAUAAUAUAUAUACUAGUAAGGAUCAUAAUAAAGUUAAUCCAAUAAAAUUCUUUUUAAAAAAAAAAAAAAUUGUUGAUGUUAUAAAAAUAAAAAAGAAAAAAAAUAAAGUACACUUAGUAUACUUUUAUGCAAAGAAUAAUAUAAAAAUUGGUGAGUUUUAUAUAGAAGAGAAUAUAUUAAAACAAUAUUGUAAAUUAUUUAAAAAAUCUUUAAAUAAAAAGAAUAAUGUAAACACUGUUAUGAUUAAGAAGAAUCAUAUUAUAAAGAAAUAUGAAAAAAAAUGUUUAGAUAUUAUAAAGAAUAAAGAAAAUAUGAAUGAGUUUAUUGAUUCAUGUUUUACAUUAGAUAAGUUCUUUUGUCUAUUUUCUCUUAUAAAAAUAAAAAAUAAAAUACAAAUAUUUUUAAAAGAUAUAAAAAAUAUCAUAUUACAAAUAAAGAAACUUAUAAAUCAUAUAGAUAAAAAAUUAAAACAAAUUGAAAAUAUAAUUUAUCAGAUCGAAUAUAAAUUACUUAAUAUGAUAAAUAAUAAUAAAAAUAAAGAUUUAGAAAAAAAUAAAAAAACUUUCAUGAAUAUUUUUUUAAUAAUUACAAAUAUAUAUAGUGAUAUUUGUAAACAUAUAAAUGAUCAAAGUUAUAAUAUCUCUUCAAAUAUAAAAUGUAAUGAAGAAAUUAUAAAAAGUUAUCUUGUAUUUGUAAGAAGCUUCUAUAAAUAUAUUAUAAAGAGUGUUGUAAAUAUAGAAUAUUAUUACAAAAAGAUAAAAAACAUAAAUAUAAAUAAAAUCAAAGAUAAUAAUAUUAAUAAUAUAAAAAAAAAAUAUAAUAAUAUAAAUAAAAUCAAAGAUAAUAAUAAUAAUUGUAAUAAUAAUCUUAUUAAUAAUUAUCGUAAUGAUAAAUUUUAUGUUAACACAUCUUCUUCAUAUGAUAAUCAAAUAUGCCUCUUUUCUCAUAUACAUUCUAAACUUAUAGAGCAUUUAAAAAUACGUCUUAACAAAUUAUUAAUUUUUAAAAAAAUAUUAGAAGUUUAUUUAAUAGAAAUUACAAAUUUUGCUAAGUAUCAAAAGGAAUAUAAUAACAACAAAAUAAAUUUCUUCAUAAAUUCUGCAUGUCCAUAUGAAUUAUUAUUAUUUUCAUCCUUAAUAAAAUGUAAUGUUUUGUGUAAUAUGAGUAUAAGAAAUAUAUGUAAUAGUUUACAUAUACAAACAUUUCAGCAAUAUCUAUAUAUAUAUAAUAUAUUUCUAAGUAAUAAAAUUAAAUAUAAGAUAUUAAGCUGUAUUAAAGAGCUUGCACCAAGAAAUGAUAUGAUUGCUAAAUGUAGAGACAUAAUUUUAAAUAAUUUACAUAUAAAUAAAAAUAAUCAAAUGAAUAAAUUAAAAAUUAAUCAGGAAACAAAUUGGAAUUUUCUUAAUAUGCAACAAUUAAAUAAUAAAGAUAAAAAAAAAUUAUCAUAUAAUAAUCUUAAUAAUUAUUCUAAUAUAUUAUUAAAAGAAAAUUAUAACAAUAUAAAAGAUACUCAAAAAAACAACAAAACAAAAUAUAUAUGUAAACUAAAAAAUAUUAAAAAUAUAUUUAUAGGUAAAAAAAAUUCAUCUCUUUUAUCUAAUACUACAACAAAUAAUAAUACAUAUAUUUUUUCUAAAUUAAAUAAUAAUAAUAAUAAGGUUAUAAUAAAUUAUAAAAAUGCAUUAGACACUUUAAAAAAUAUAAGGAAAACAUUCUCAAUCAAUAGUAAUCCCACUAAAUAUAAUAUCCAAAAUGAGAUGAACAACUUAAAAAAUCUGACAACUAACAAUAAGAAAAAACAUAUCCAAAUGUGUCAGAAGGAAAUAAAUGAUGAUUAUAAAAAAAGCGAUCACAAAAUAAAUUCUAUUUUUAUGACACAAAGGAAUAAAAAAUAUAUAGUCAAGAAAAAAAUUGAUGCCUUACAAAAUCAAAUAAAAUCAUAUGAAUUAAAAGAUAAAAAAAAAAUAUAUAUAAAUGAUAAAGGGAAUGAUGUCAAUCAUAAUAUAUGCGAUGAUAAUAAGAUAGAGGAUACCAAUAAAUGUCAUAAUAAUAAUGAAAUGAAUAAGGAUAAAUAUAAUGAUAAUAUUAAUAAUAAUGAUAAUAUUAAUAAUAAUGAUAAUAAUAUUAAUAGUAAUAAUAAUAUUAAUAGUAAUAAUAAUACUUACAAUAAUGUUAAUACUUACAAUAAUGUUAAUACUUACAAUAAUGUUAAUACUUACAAUAAUGAUCAUCAUCGUCAUUAUGAAAGUGCAGAAUAUAAAGAAAAUAAAAGCAACAAUGAAAAAUCUCUUUGCAGUAAAGAUAACAAAAUAAUUCAAGAUAAUAUUAAAAAAAUUAAAGAACUUGAAAAGAAAUAUAAAAGCAUACAAGAGAAUAAAAAUAAAACAAAAUACAUAAAACAACAAAGAGAAUUAAAAUUAAAAACUAAUACUCGAAAUAAAAAUAUCAAAUUGUUACAAACUAAAAAAUUAAAAAAUUUACACAUUAAAAAUUAUAAAAAAAUUAGUAAAAAGAAUUUUAUAUCUAUAAUUAAUAAAGAUAAAAAAGGAUAUAAUACAAAAAUUAAAUUUAAAAUAAAUAAUCAAAAUUCCAAUCAUCCUAAAUAUAAUGAAGAACAAAAUAAAUUAAGUUAUAUUAAAAAUAAAAAAUGUGGUACUCAAUUAAUAAAUACAAAUAGAUUAUUACAACAUAAUAAUAUAUGUAAAAAUCAAAAGAUAGAGCACGAAAAAAAAAUUAUAUAUAAUAAUGAAAAAAAUAUAUUACCAUAUAAAUAUUCUAAUACUUCUUUAAUCAAAACUAAACAUAAUAAUAAUAAUAAUAAUAAUAAUAAUAAUAAUAAUAAUAUCUGUCAUAAUAAUAAUUAUCUGAAUAAUCAUUUUAUGAAUCUCUCAUCUCAAAAAAAUAUAGACUUAUCAUCAAAUAGUUGUGUUAAAUAUAAAUUAUCUGACUUUUCAAACAAAUAUAAAAACAACAUUUUUAAUCAAGAAAAAUGUUCUCUAAUUUCAAAGAAUAAAAAUAUACAUACACAUAAUAUAACAAAUAAUAAAUUCAACAAUAAUUAUAAUAAUAUACUAGAAUAUUAUAAAAAAUACAACCACAUACAUCACAGUGAUAAUUAUAUAUAUAAAGAAUAUGAAGAUAACAUAUUAUCGAACUCAUCAAAUAAUAUGGAAAGUAUAAAUAAUAAAAAAGGAACAAGGAUAAAAAAUAUCAAUCCUCAAAAUCAAUACUUUUUUUUUUAA